Durio zibethinus is the source of this 1667-nucleotide messenger RNA. NCBI's taxonomy places the organism in Eukaryota, Viridiplantae, Streptophyta, Magnoliopsida, Malvales, Malvaceae. The record is from RefSeq and is a predicted model, not a curated record.
ACAAAGCAACUUUUCUUUCCACCCGCCAACAGCGGCGCCGUCACUACCACCACGUCCCCACCAUGCCACAACCUCAUUUCCUCCUAAUAACCUACCCUGCUCAAGGCCACAUAAACCCUACCCUCCAGUUCGCCAAGCGUCUUAUACGAAUUGGUGCAUGUGUCACCUUCAUCACCACACUCUCCGCCCGUCGCCGCAUGAACAAAGUCCCCACCGCUCAAGGCCUAUCAUUCUUAACCUAUUCGGAUGGCUAUGACGAUGGGUUAAGGUCCGGAGAUGACAAAGACCAUUACAUGUCAGAAUUAAAGCGUCGAGGCAAAGAAACCCUCGCUGAACUUAUAGAAAGCAGUGACAAUGAAGGCAAACCAAUCACCUUCGUCGUUUGUUCUUUACUCCUUCCCUGGGCUAUGGAGGUGGCGCGUGAACAUCACAUCCCAUCAGCUGUACUGUGGAUUCAAGCUGCCACAGCUCUUGACAUCUACUAUUUUUACUUUAAUGGAUAUGGGGAGACUAUUAAGGACCAAGAUGGUGAAUCCAAGUCAUGCCUAAUACGGUUACCAGGGCUGCCACCACUUGCCAGCCGAGACCUUCCCUCAUUUUUUGCCCCUUCAAAUGCUUACCCUUUGGCGUUGUCAUUGUUUCAAGAACAAAUCGAAGUUCUUGCUGAAGAAACGAAUGCUAAAAUCCUUGUUAAUACCUUUGAUGCUUUGGAACCCGAGGCAUUAAAAGCUAUUGAAAAGUUUAAGGUGAUUGGGGUCGGACCCUUGAUCCCAUCUUCUUUUCUAGAUCGAAAAGAUCCACCGGAUGGUUCUUUCAAAGGUGAUCUUUUUCAAUGUUCAAAAGAUUAUGUCCAAUGGCUAGACUCGAAACCAAAAUCGACAGUUAUUUAUGUGUCAUUUGGAAGUAUUGCUGUGUUAGCAAAGCAACAAGUAGAGGAAAUAGCUCGAGCUUUAUUAGCCAGUAGGCGACCCUUUUUGUGGGUGCUUAGAAAUCAGAAACAAAAUGGAGAGGAAGAGAAAGAGGAAGAUAAAUUGAAUUGUAGAGAAGAAUUAGAACAGUUUGGGAUGAUAGUUCCAUGGUGUUCACAAGUUGAAGUUUUGUGUCAUCCAUCGUUAGGGUGCUUCGUGACGCAUUGUGGUUGGAACUCAACGUUGGAGAGCUUGGCUGCAGGCGUGCCGGUUGUGGCUUUCCCUCAAUGGACAGAUCAAGGGACGAAUGCCAAGCUCAUUGAAGAUGUUUGGAAGACAGGGGUGAGAGUGACCGCAAACGAGGACGGAAUAGUGGAACGUGAUGAGAUUAAUAGAUGCUUGGAUUUGGUGAUGGGAGAUGGAGAAAAAGCGAAUGAAGUAAGAAGCAAUGUUGAAAAAUGGAAAGAUUUGGCAAGGGAGGCCACCAUGGAAGGUGGAUCCUUGGACAACAACCUUAAGGCUUUCGUAGAUGAUGUUGCUCUAGGUUGCUACUAAAGUAGAACUUGUGUUAAUUUGUCGUAAAAAAGCUAAUACAGUGCCUAAUAAAUUUGUGUUUAAUUUUGGUCCAUAAUAAUUGAGGAAGCCAAGGAGGGAAAGAAAAGUCAUUAAUUUUAAGUAAACGGUGAGCACCGCAGACAAGUCACUCGUGAAAGUUUCAAUGAUGCCAAAAAUAAACUCCACUUUAUUCCACGAACUAAU